CGGAUCCUUAUUUUUUGCCAUCCUCAGAAGGCAGAAGUAUAACCUUUUCUUUCUCUUCCAAGAGCGUGUCCGACUCGGGCAUAGCUCUGUUAUUACAAGUGUCUGUUACUCUAUUUGCUCAAUCUUUCUGACAUGGAUGCAGGAAAUUUCCUUGAGGCGAUCCCUAUGGGUCUCGCAUUGGAAUGGGAGAGAGAGAAGACAAGGCUUAUGAAAGAGUCGCUGAAACAUGAUGAAGUUGCAUUUCUAGAGAAGGAGCUAGAACGCUCGAUGCUAAUAGUAAAGAGGGAGGAGAUGCUUCAAGAGAUAAAAAUUGAGGAAAAAUUGGUUGAUGAUUUCAUGGUUUUCAUUGGAGCUGUUGAGAAUAACGAUGUCGAGAUUGCUCAGAAUUUUGAUGAGAAAGCUAUGAUGGACGCUAUUAUUUCUAUGCUGAAGGGUGAUGGCAACUCUGGCUGGAACGGUGAAGGAUUUGGCGGCAUUUACGGUGAGAGUUACGAUCUUGAUGUCACUAUUGAAGGAGCAGAGCGUGACGGCGGUGAAGGCAGCAACGCUGGUGGAGAGGGCGGCUGUUGCGAUGGUGACCGCCUUAAGUAGGAUCAUUGGUGCAAAUGGCGGCUGCGCGCCGUAAGUAGGGUCAUGGGUCAUUGGUGGGUUAUGGAAAACUCUAUUUAAUGAUCUAUUUUAGGAAUAAUUAUGAAAAAUUAGUGUACAAGUACUUGUACUUUGCUUGGUGCUGAUAAAAUUUGGAUUUCUUCAAGUGCGUUAAAGGCAUGUUUUGUGUGUAUUUAAGUUUAUAAAUUGCUGCUUGAAACACAGGUACAGCUUUAUUAUUAGUACUUAGUAGCAAGUUGGUGCUUGUAGAAAUGGGAUAGUGUUGGAUCCAUUGAGUAACAAGCUAGCCGGAACCUCCAUUUUCUAUAGAUCCUAAAUAAACUUAAAUGUGCUUCUA
Theobroma cacao (cacao) is the source of this 946-nucleotide messenger RNA. RefSeq lists its product as uncharacterized. NCBI's taxonomy places the organism in Eukaryota, Viridiplantae, Streptophyta, Magnoliopsida, Malvales, Malvaceae. The record is from RefSeq and is a predicted model, not a curated record.